AUGGUCAAUGCAGGAGACAUGAAUGGUUCUGGCAACCUGAUGGAUUUUCUGGAUGAGCCUUUCCCUGAUGUUGGGACUUAUGAAGAUUUCCACACCAUCGACUGGCUGCGGGAGAAAUCACGCGACACUGACCGCCACAGAAAGAUUACAAGCAAAAGUAAGGAAUCCAUAUGGGAGUUCAUCAAGAGUUUGCUGGAUGCCUGGUCAGGAUGGGUUGUAAUGCUUCUCAUAGGACUACUGGCAGGCACAUUAGCUGGAGUGAUAGAUUUAGCUGUGGACUGGAUGACAGACCUGAAAGAGGGUGUCUGCCUGUCUGCCUUCUGGUACAGCCACGAGCAGUGCUGCUGGACGUCUAAUGAAACUACAUUCGAUGACAGGGACAAAUGUCCCCAGUGGCAGAAAUGGUCUGAACUUCUUGUAAGCCAGUCUGAGGGUGCAAGUGCUUACAUUCUAAACUAUUUUCUAUACAUUAUGUGGGCUCUAUGUUUUGCUUUCCUGGCAGUCUCCCUGGUCAGAGUGUUUGCUCCCUAUGCCUGUGGCUCUGGAAUCCCAGAGAUAAAAACCAUCUUGAGUGGGUUCAUUAUUAGGGGCUACCUGGGAAAGUGGACACUUUUAAUCAAAACAGUCACCUUGGUUCUGGUGGUAUCUUCAGGCCUCAGCCUUGGGAAAGAGGGGCCGUUAGUCCACGUGGCCUGUUGCUGCGGAAACUUCUUCAGCAGCCUGUUCUCAAAGUACAGCAAGAAUGAAGGGAAGAGGAGAGAGGUGCUCUCAGCUGCAGCUGCUGCAGGAGUUUCUGUUGCCUUUGGGGCUCCAAUUGGAGGCGUGCUUUUCAGUCUGGAAGAGGUCAGCUACUACUUUCCUCUAAAAACCCUUUGGAGGUCAUUUUUUGCUGCUCUUGUGGCUGCCUUCACACUGAGGUCCAUCAAUCCUUUUGGAAACAGCCGGCUGGUCCUGUUCUACGUGGAGUACCACACCCCCUGGUACAUGGCUGAGCUCUUCCCCUUCAUCCUGCUCGGUGUCUUCGGUGGCCUCUGGGGGACCCUUUUUAUUCGAUGCAACAUCGCCUGGUGCAGGAGGCGAAAAACCACCAGACUUGGGAAAUACCCAGUCCUGGAGGUUAUAGUGAUAACGGCUAUCACCGCCAUCAUCGCCUACCCCAACCCCUACACCCGGAGGAGCACCAGUGAGCUGAUCUCAGAGCUCUUCAAUGACUGCGGUGCCUUGGAGUCCUCACAGCUCUGUGACUAUAUCAAUGACCCAAACAUGACCCGGCCAGUGGAUGACAUUCCCGACAGACCUGCCGGCCCUGGAGUCUACACCGCCAUGUGGCAGCUCGCCUUGGCUUUGGUGUUUAAAAUUGUGAUCACGAUAUUCACUUUCGGCAUGAAGAUCCCUUCAGGUCUUUUCAUUCCCAGCAUGGCUGUUGGAGCCAUGGCUGGCAGGAUGGUUGGGAUCGGUGUAGAGCAGCUGGCCUAUCACCAUCAUGACUGGAUCAUCUUCAGGAACUGGUGCAGACCUGGGGCAGACUGUGUCACGCCAGGACUUUAUGCUAUGGUGGGAGCGGCAGCUUGCUUGGGUGGUGUUACCCGAAUGACGGUCUCUCUGGUGGUGAUUAUGUUUGAGCUAACUGGAGGCCUGGAGUACAUCGUACCUCUUAUGGCUGCAGCUGUCACAAGCAAGUGGGUGGCAGAUGCCUUUGGGAAAGAAGGGAUCUAUGAAGCUCACAUUCAUCUGAACGGCUACCCAUUUCUGGAUGUGAAGGAUGAAUUCACCCACCGAACUCUGGCAACUGAUGUCAUGAGACCAAGGCGUGGCGAAGCUCCUCUCUCUGUUCUGACGCAGGACAGCAUGACAGUGGAGGAUGUCGAGACACUAAUCAAGGAGACUGACUACAAUGGCUUUCCAGUAGUGGUUUCGAAAGACUCGGAGAGACUUAUUGGAUUUGCGCAGAGACGAGAGCUGAUUCUUGCAAUAAAGAAUGCAAGGCAGCGUCAGGAUGGGGUGGUAAGUAACUCCAUCGUGUACUUCACUGAAGACCCCCCAGAACUGCCACCCAACAGUCCCCAUCCACUGAAGCUGCGGCGUAUUCUCAACCUGAGCCCUUUCACUGUCACCGACCACACACCAAUGGAGACUGUGGUAGAUAUUUUCCGGAAACUCGGACUCCGGCAGUGUCUUGUCACUCGCAGUGGGAGGCUGCUGGGUAUCAUAACUAAAAAGGAUGUAUUAAGACACAUGGCUCAAAUGGCAAACCAGGACCCUGAAUCUAUCAUGUUUAACUAG
Messenger RNA from Nipponia nippon (crested ibis), 2283 nucleotides. RefSeq names its product Cl-/H+ antiporter 4 (gene CLCN4). The record is from RefSeq and is a predicted model, not a curated record. Gene Ontology annotation, molecular function: voltage-gated chloride channel activity. Gene Ontology annotation, cellular component: early endosome; synaptic vesicle; Golgi apparatus. NCBI's taxonomy places the organism in Eukaryota, Metazoa, Chordata, Aves, Pelecaniformes, Threskiornithidae. Gene Ontology annotation, biological process: chloride transport; transmembrane transport.